GUGUGGCUGCCACAAAUCCGCACCAUCCAUAACUGGGUAUAAAAAGAUCGUUUGCUUUUGGCUAAGACAUCAGUAUUUGCCUUCCUUUCCCCAGCUUGGUUAACAUCGUCUGAGAUACUUUCGACAAAAACUAAGUCUUGCUCGCUAAAAUAUGAAGGUCUUUGUUUGCUUAUUUGCCUCACUGGCAGUUGCAUCAGCCGGUAUCCUGGGUGGUAGCAGUGGUGGUGGUGGUGGCUAUAGCUAUGGUGGAGGACAUGGCGGUGGAGGUGGCGGUGGAUACAGCAGCGGUGGCCACAGCAGCGGUGGAUAUAGUAGCGGUGGAUACAGUGGCGGCCAUGGAGUUUCAUCCAUCUCAUCAGCUCCUGUCAAAGUUAUCAAAGUCAUCAGCAGCGGAGGCUCCAUUGGUGGAGGCGGUGGUGGCGGACAUGGUGGAUGGUCCAGCGGUGGAUACGAUAGUGGCAUCUCCCUAGGAGGUGGAGGCGGCGGUCACGGAGGCUGGUCCAGCAGUGGUGGAUACGACAGUGGAUUAUCAUCCUAUGGCGGUGGCCACGGUGGUGGUGGUGGAAUCGGAGGUGGUGAAGUUAAGAUCAUCAAAGUCAUCUCUGGAUCAUCAGGAUCUUCCAUCGGUGGAGGCCAUGGUGGUGGCGGAUGGUCAUCAGGAGGCUCUUUGGGAGGAUAUGGCGGCGGUGGCUAUGAAAGCAGUUACGGUGGAAGCUUAAGUGGCGGCUACGAAGGCGGUCAUGGUGGCAGCAGCUAUGGUGGUGGUGCUGAACAAAUUAAAAUUGUAAAAAUCAUCACUUCCGACUCUGGUAUUGGAGGAGGACACGGUGGCAGCAUCGGAGGAGGAAGCAUUGGCGGAGGACACGGUGGUGGAUGGUCGUCAGUAGGCAGCCUCGGUGGAGGCGGUGGCGGGUGGUCGUCAGGAGGUAGCAUCGGUGGCGGUGGAUGGUCUUCCGGUGGAUCCUCUGGUGGAUGGGACUAAAUUUUAUCCCAAAACACAACCAAUAACCGAAUCUUAAACGCAAAGACCUUUAUGUGAUAGACCCUUUAAAAAUCUAUAUGAAUGUUGAAUACUCUAUAGCGUGAAUGAGUGAGUGAGUGUACCUGAAAGCAAAGAUCAGACGUUGUUAAUAAAUUUUUCUUGUUACCAAAAAAAAAUCA
Eupeodes corollae is the source of this 1161-nucleotide messenger RNA. Its product is annotated as loricrin-like. The record is from RefSeq and is a predicted model, not a curated record. The transcript is spliced from 2 exons. NCBI's taxonomy places the organism in Eukaryota, Metazoa, Arthropoda, Insecta, Diptera, Syrphidae. Bases 152 to 982 code for a protein of 276 amino acids.